GUAUAUAGUGAAUAAAUGAUCAUAAAUAAGAAGAGUAUUAGAAAUUUCAACAUAAUACUGUACUAGGAUUUCACAGAAGAAAAAAUAAAAAAAUGGUAGUGAAAGUGUAUGGUUCAGCAAUGGCUGCUUGUCCACAGAGGGUCAUGGUUUGCCUUAUAGAAUUGGGAGUCGAUUUUGAGCUUAUACAUAUCGAUCUUGAUUCUCUCCAGCAGAAAAAACCUGACUUUAUGCUUUUACAGCCAUUUGGUCAGGUUCCUGUGAUUGAAGAUGGUGAUUUCAGGCUUUUCGAAUCUAGAGCAAUAAUAAGGUACUAUGCAGCAAAAUAUGAAGGCAAGGAAAGGAAACUAACAGGAACCACAUUGGAAGAAAAAGCUCUAGUAGAUCAAUGGCUAGAAGUGGAAUCCAACAACUUUAAUGACUUGGUAUACAACAUGGUACUCCAACUCCUCGUAUUCCCUAAGAUGGGACACAACAGUGACUUGACCAUGGUACAAAAAUGUAUCAACAAGUUAGAAAAAGUGUUCGAUAUCUACGAACAAAGGUUGUCCAAGAGUAAAUACUUAGCAGGAGAUUUUUUCUCCUUAGCUGAUCUAAGCCAUCUCCCUAGCCUUAGGUUUUUGAUGAAUGAGGGUGGCUUUGCCCAUUUGGUGACUGAAAGGAAGUGUUUGCAUGAUUGGUAUAUGGACAUUUCAAGUAGGCCUGCUUGGAACAAAGUGUUGGACCUCAUGAAUAUGAAGAAAUCAGAGAUGUCACCCGGCCCAGCUAACGAAGAAGUAAAAGUUUAAGACAAAUUGCAACUCUACUACGCUUUUACGAGCGCACAGCAGGAUAAUGAUAUUAGUUUGGAAUUGAAGAAUUCAGGAUAAUGUUAUUAGUAUUGCAUAUUUCAACUUUAAGUUUAAGUUCUCCGCACAUUGACUAUGUAUUUAAAUUAUUUUAGUACCA
This is a messenger RNA of Solanum dulcamara, 945 nucleotides long. Its product is annotated as glutathione S-transferase F11-like. Gene Ontology annotation, molecular function: glutathione transferase activity; glutathione binding. The transcript is spliced from 3 exons. Gene Ontology annotation, cellular component: cytoplasm. The coding region runs from base 93 to 785 and encodes 230 amino acids. The record is from RefSeq and is a predicted model, not a curated record. NCBI's taxonomy places the organism in Eukaryota, Viridiplantae, Streptophyta, Magnoliopsida, Solanales, Solanaceae.